Messenger RNA from Musa acuminata AAA Group (dessert banana), 4331 nucleotides. Its product is annotated as protein FREE1-like. Gene Ontology annotation, biological process: multivesicular body assembly; intralumenal vesicle formation. Gene Ontology annotation, molecular function: ubiquitin binding; metal ion binding. Gene Ontology annotation, cellular component: late endosome membrane; ESCRT I complex. Lineage: Eukaryota; Viridiplantae; Streptophyta; Magnoliopsida; Zingiberales; Musaceae. The record is from RefSeq and is a predicted model, not a curated record. The transcript is spliced from 15 exons. The coding region runs from base 720 to 1337 and encodes 205 amino acids.
UGCUAAUGGUUGGAAAAGACUAUGAGAGUAAUACGGAAAACUUCUUUAGUGCUUGACAAGAAGAUCCAUUGUUGAUAGCGUUGCAUAGAGCAGUUUGUGGCAUCAAAGAGGCAACAUAUUUUCAUACAAGCAUCAUACAUUUAAGAUCUUCAGAUACGAGUGCAAGCGCCUAAGUUAAGAUUUUUCUUGCUGAUUAGCUGUUGCAUUGUAGCAGACUAGUAGCAAUCUUCAUGAGAUUGUUAGAGAAGCUUGCUAAGUUUCAUACAAAUGCUCACCAACUAAUGACAUGGCUACUGUUUCAGUAUUUUGAAUUAUGCUGUUGCAGUCAUAUAUCACGAGUUUCAGCAUCCACGUGCUGUAGUUUGAAUAUGCUACUUGGACAAAGAUACCCAGAGCAAAGAUGCUUCACUUAUAGAAUUUGAGAAUCAGAUUUGUCGAUGAUAUUUCUUUAAUGUCGAAAACGAUAGAAAACUUCACAAGCAUGGAUAGUUUUAGUAUCUGAAUAGUUACCUUCGACUAUGGAUUGGUUUCAGACCAUAUAGUCCAACGCUAGUUUGUUUUGUUUUUUCUAUUAUCUUUUCAGGUAAUAUCAGAUGAUUGUGUAACUUAGAGAAGGCACUUGGUGGGGAUGUUAGGAUGUAUGAUGGAACUACUCUCAUUGUCAAUAUCUUCAACCAAAAGGGUGCAAAAUUCAUGAAGCAGCCUUACAACUUAAGGAGAUGGGUGGAAAUGGUAGCCUAACCAGAGGCGAAGAAGCUGCUGGUGCUAGCAAGGUAUCUGAUCAAUCAGCUGAAAGGAAAAAAAGUUUGGUGGACUGGAUGAACUUGAUUAAACCUGCUAAUGGGGAGAAAGAUCACUGGGUUCUGGAUGAAGCUGUUAGCAAAUGCACAUCAUGUGGAUCAGAUUUUGGAGCUUUCAAUCGCAGGCAUCAUUGCAGGAAUUGUGGCGAUAUUUUAUGCGACAAGUGCACAAAGGGUAGAAUUGCUCUCACUGCAGAAGAAAAUGCUCAGCAAGUCCGAGUUUGUGAUAGAUGCAUGGCAGAAGUUUCUCAAAGGUUAAGCAAUGCAAAAGAAGCUGUCAGCAAACCUGCCGGUCUGCAAAGUCAUGAAGAUCUUGUGCGAAGGCUUCAGGAGGAAUUGAACAAGAAUCAUAAGUUGGGUUCAAAUUCUGAUGAGUCUUGGAAGCCAAUGAGGGAAGUAGCAUGUCCCAUCUGCACAGUCCACCUUCAGGUGCAAGUUUCUGCCUCAGGCUCCCAAACAAUCGAAUGUGGUGUCUGUCAACACCCUUUCUUGGUUGAUGCAGGUCGAGUCAGCCACAGCCCCACAUCGAGUCAAUAAACCGUGGCCGGUUUCAGGGAGAAGGAAGCAGGAAGAAAACUGGAGGUAGAAGGAGGCCUUCGAGAAAAAGGAAGAAAAGAAGAGGAGAAUAUGCAGGGUUUGUGGGCAGCAGCUACACAAUAGCCUGGAGAGGGUGAACACUUGGCAGUAGUUAUACAUAAAGCCCACCAUCGCCCUAUAAUUGGUCGCCUCCCUCUACCUGCAACCCUUGCAUGAGAGCCCACCAUUGCCGCUUGCAGCCCUCGUGCAAGGGCCUGCUGCUGCCACCUACAACUGUGGUCGCCCCACUUGGCCCGCAGCCCUCACGGGAGGGCUUGCCGCUAUCGCUUGUAGCCCUCGAGCGAGGUUUGUUGCCGCACCUUGAUCGUUAGUUGCAAAGGGACUGCACAGCCUCCUCGCACCCCUUCCUCAUUAGCAUGGUCUCUUGGGCAUCCUUGCCAUUGGCUGCAGCCUCCAUUGUUGGCCGCGGAGGUUGCACCUUCAUCGCAGGUCCUGCGAGGGGGGGCGGUUGGUGCGGUGGAGGGGUCAAUUGGUACGGCGAAGGCAUGACUAGGGGCUAGGUGGAGGGUGGUGGCUGAUGGGAGUGGAAUGUUCAUUUUGACAAAAAGAGGUACUCUUUAUGGGUAUAGUGCACCUUUGUUUUUUUCUUUUUUUACUUCUGUUGCAAUAACCUAUAAUUCUACAACUAAACCAUGAGCGAUACACCGAGUAUACAGGUUCAUCUGCUGAAAGGAUUUGGACUGCCAUGUACCAGGAUUAUUACCAGGAUUAAUUUCCACAAAUCUAGUUAUAUGUUUUUUCUUUUGUUUCUUAUUUCUUGUCCAGACAUUUUGUUCAGUUAUUUUUGCAUUAAAUGCUGAAAUAAUUGGAGAUGAUAUGUUUGAUAUUAGUUACCGGUAAUUCUUUUGUGUUAUUGUUUUCGACAUGCUCAGCAUUGCUAGUUGCUUAGAUUAGGUGAUUCGACAAUGAGUUUACGAAGUAGCUUACAUUAAUUAAAUUAUUCUUUGGACAUACCAUGUGAAUGUAUACAGUUUCCUUUCAAAUCAAUUUAAGACUUGAUUUAGUGAUUUUGUAGGACAAUCUAUGAUUUAGUGAUUUUGUAGGACAAUCUAGUUACUGGUAAUUCUCAUUUGAUGAUGUUUGCAUGUUUCUAUCCUUUAGCUUUUGUAUCAAGUUAUGGUCAUACAAUUCCAGGUUACAGCAAGAAAUCCAUGCCCGGUGCUUUUCAGACAUGUAUUAUGGUUCAUCAUCAUAAGUCUGAAUGUACUGGAUCAAUCAGCAGAGUUAAUGGACAACCAUUAGAGGUUUCACGGAAACAAGGACUUCAUUGGGGAAGUUCUUUCUUUCCUUUCUCGGCCUUACCCUCGGUCAAAUGCAAUCAGAUUAUGCAAGGUAGAAAUGGCUGCCACGGUAAGAGGCUUUGGUCACUACAAAAUUUUGGGAAUUCAAAUGUAUGCAGCUGUCUCUCCCUGUGCAGUAAGAUUUUUUUCCUAUUAUUAAAGUCCUUGGUGCUUAUUUGCUACCUCCACCUUUCUGCACAACAAAAAUGGUCUAUAGAUUGGAGGAACGCCAUUGUGGACCUUCUAUAUUGGUUUGGUAUGAAGCCCCCAUUCAGCACAUAGGCUGGCCUUUCCAUGCUAGUUGGUAGAUAUCAUGUGUCAAGGUUGGCAACCUUCUUUCCAAAAUCUUUGCAUCAAAAUGCAAGUGCAGCCAAAAGAAGCAAAUGGCAGACCCUGUUGAAAAUAUCAUAUGUUCGUUGCUGCUAAAUCAGUGGUCUGAUUUAGCCUUGAGAUUGUUAUUUAAGUUGUUGAAUCAGACCUCCAAUGGAAUCUGUUCAUGGGAAGAAUUCAUUUGUAAAAAGUACAAAAAUCAAAACGAAAGCAUAGCACAAUCUACACUUUGGCGGGCUUCAUGUAUUGACUCAACCAUGAUUAGUUGACUUUGUUGAAAAGCUAGGAAUAGAUCUAAUUUUUAAAUUAUGGUAAAAAAAAGUUAAAAUGUUGCCAGGUAUAGAUGUCAGAUUUGAAGUUGGGGGAAGUAGUCCUAUUGUACCUUUUAAAAAAUAAGCUCAUGGUGACAUCUAUAUGAGUGGAAUAUUGACCAAUACAUAUGUAGAAUUUCACAUUGUUUCUAAGAAAGAGUAGGGUUUGAUGUCUCCUCUAAUGCUGUGUUACCUUUGCUUGGAAUUGGUGUUCCAAAAUCAUUGCCAAUAGGUUUUGUGUCUUUUCUUAUAUUUGUGGCAUUUCUCUACUGUAUUAUCAGUUUAGUGUAUUUUUUGCAUGAGAUAAAGAUACUUAUGUAGGUCAUUAGAAUCCAAAAACAAAGCAAAAAAAUCCUGGAUCCUUUUCUUAUAUACAUGUGUUCUGUUGCAUCUUUCUGGUGUGUCCUUGCAUGUGAUAACAUAUGGUUCUAUAGUUUAUUAUACUCUAAAAUAAUUAAGUGCUACUUAUGAUUAUGGAUAUAUAUGAUUAUAUUUUAGGAUUAUUUAGAUACUGCAGAAUUCAGAUCAUAUCUACAACCUCCUAAAGUACAAAUGGAAGUUAUCUUAACGAAUUACAUUUUCAUAUUCUGGAAUGUACAUUUCUGCAUGCAUAGACCUUAAGAUAUCGACUUAAUCCAGUUUGGUACAGUAUAAUAUUUUUUUAUGAUUGUAUUAUGCUUCAAUCUGCUGAUCACAAUAACUUAAAUAACAUUCUUUUGAUCGAUGUACUUCAGGAUGCAGAGAUUGUUUGGAACAUGCCAAAUACAACACUAGCAAUGAUGUGGAGUAUCUGAAAACAUAAAAAUAUUUGUGAGGCAGUUGCUCUACAAUCCUAGAUUUCUAUCUGCAUAUCCCACAGCUUUUGUUGAAGCAAAGCUCUGUCAAGUUGAACAACAGCGUGAGCUGAAUUAGCAGAUUCAAAAACAGCCCUGAAACUUUAUGUUCACAUUGUGAGCUUGAUUGUUUUUCUAAUUGUGUGGAUGUGCCUGUUAAAUUUAUGAAAUUUGUUUCCA